This is a messenger RNA of Phlebotomus argentipes, 4223 nucleotides long. RefSeq names its product phospholipase D1 (gene Pld). The record is from RefSeq and is a predicted model, not a curated record. The coding region runs from base 417 to 3914 and encodes 1165 amino acids. Lineage: Eukaryota; Metazoa; Arthropoda; Insecta; Diptera; Psychodidae. The transcript has 8 exons. Gene Ontology annotation, molecular function: phosphatidylinositol binding; D-type glycerophospholipase activity. Gene Ontology annotation, biological process: phosphatidic acid biosynthetic process; cell motility; intracellular signal transduction.
AAUCGCGAGGAGAGUGGAUGAAGUCUGGCCGGGUUUUUUGUUAUGGGUGCGUGUGUCAUUAUUGCAACUUUUUCUUUACUUGGCCUUGUGGCUUGAAAAAAGGCUGGGUUCGUGUGAUUGUUUAGCUCAAGAGUUACAGAAGAAACUCUUCUGUACUCUCUGGUGUUUCUUGUGUCACUCUCCAGAUCCUGCGGCAGGCCAAGGCGUAGCCGAAGAGACGGAAGAGCAGAUGAAGAACAGGAAGCAAUUGUGGUAGAGUGGUUCUUUGGUUUGUUUUGGCUCUGGCGUCCACUUCCGACAACAAACAGCGAUUUAUCGAUAUCAAGUGCAUAGAUGCCGAGAGGAGAGCGAUAAGGAUUGGGUGUGUGAGUGCGCCUUAUCGAUAACGAGCUGAGCACCGAAAAUACCCAGAGAACAUGAGCCUCGAGAGGGGCACAGCCAAUCCAGCCGUGAACGCUGACGACGACGCCAGCAAUGUCACCAUCGGCAGCGUCUCCACGGCCGCCAAGCGAGACGCCGGCUCGUCUGUGGCCGACUGGAGCUGCAUCAACAACGACACACUCUCGCCCGACUCGGAGUACGACGAGGGCCUGGGCUUCCCGGACUCCGUGACCAUCCUGUCGAUGGUGGACGGGCCGGUGCUGGUGACGCGUGAGAAAGACGACGAGGUGCCACAGAGCGAGAUCCCCUUCCUGACAGUGUACAAAGAGCCGCAGGGCUUCAAGUCCAUCCAGCGCCGCCUCUUCAUUCCCGGCGUGGACAUUCACGUGCAUAUCGUGGACAACGAGAGGAGCAGCACUACGCACCUUCUCAAUCCCAAUCUAUACACUAUUGAACUAACUCAUGGGCCGUUUGUGUGGCGUAUCAAGAAGCGCUACAAGCACUUCUAUGCCCUGCAUCAGCAGUUGCGCGUCUUCAGGACGUCGCUGAACAUCCCUUUUCCCACGAGGACGCACAAGGAGCGUAGAGCGAGCUUUAGGAACAAUUACACAACGCCAGAAGAGCAGAAAGAUGCUAAGACGGGCAAGAAGAGACGCCGCGGCGCUCUUCCGCGCUUCCCCAACAAGCCAGACUCCCUGAUCCCGGUGGAAUCCUUGCCGCAGAGGAUUAAGCAACUCGAGGAGUAUCUGUACAAUCUCGUCAACAUCAAUCUGUACCGCAACCAUCACGAGAUGCUGAACUUCCUGGAGGUCUCCGAGCAGUCAUUCAUCGCGGCGCUCGGGGACAAGGGCAAGGAAGGGCCCAUACUCAAGAGAACGGGCUCCACGCGUCCCGGACAGACGGGAUGCAACUUCUGCGGAUGCUUCGCCGGCGCGUGCUGUAUCCGCUGCAGCCACUUCUGCUCGGACAUCCUGUGCAGGAAGUGGCGCGAUCGGUGGUUCUUCGUGAAAGAGUCCUACUUCGGCUACAUGCGGCCUAAGGACGGCGCUAUCCGCUGCAUCAUCCUCUUCGACCAGGGCUUCGAAGUGGCCUCGGGGAUUAUCGGCACAGGAAUGCGCACAGGUUUGCAGAUCGUCACAUACAGCAGACACUUCGUGGUGAAAACGUGGACGCGCCGGAAGGCGAAGGAGUGGAUGAGCUUCCUCAAGCAGUACGCCAACAAUCAGGCCAAGGACUUCACGCAACCGCAUCCACACAACUCUUUCGUGCCGCUGCGCGGCUCAGUGCUGGCCGGCUGGUUCGUGGACGGCGGAAGCUACAUGAGCACCGUGGCGGACGCCCUGGAGGGCGCCACGGAGGAGAUCUACAUCGCCGACUGGUGGCUGAGUCCGGAGAUCUACAUGAAACGGCCUGCCGUUGACGGAGACUACUGGCGAUUGGAUCAGAUCUUGAAGAGAAAGGCGGAGCAAGGCAUUCGCGUCUUCAUCCUGUUGUACAAGGAAGUGGAAAUGGCGUUGGGCAUCAACAGCUACUACAGCAAGCAGCGGCUGGCGGCCACGCAUGAGAACAUUAAGGUGCUUCGUCAUCCGGAUCACGCUCGCGUGGGUGUUUUCCUUUGGGCGCAUCACGAGAAGAUCGUCGUUGUGGAUCAAACGUAUGCCUUCGUGGGCGGAAUUGAUCUCUGUUACGGCCGCUGGGACGACUAUCGCCAUCGCCUGACGGAUUUGGGGAGCAUUGCGACGUCCAGUGCAGCGGGAAGUGCCACAAAUGAUCCGCUGAGUGGAUUUGUGCCAAGCAGGAGCGCAUCUGCGCCUGUAAUUGAUCCCAGCAGAGCUGAGAAGCCUAAUCUGCCGGCUCUGCAGCCGGGCGACAAGCUGAUGAUGCCAGGUGGAGCGACGUCUGACGAUGAGCUGUGCGUGGAGAACAUGAAGCUGAAUACGCCCGAGAUGGAGCGCCGAAACGUGCUGGACAAGCUGAAGGAGAACAUGAAGACCAAGGGCAAGGACAUCAUGCACAGGCUGACGUCAAUGGAUCCCGAGCCCGCGCGCAGUGUGCCUCAGAGUCCGUCGGAUCGCAACAAGAAGUACAACGUGACGAAGAGCAACUUGUUCUUCAACGACGACGAGCUGGCGGAGGGCAAGAAAGGCGACAGCAUCUGCGCCCUGCCACCGCAGAAUGCCAUCCUGACCGUGCUGGAUGGGCAAGCGAAGUACUGGAUGGGGAAGGACUACACGAACUUCAUUGCGAAGGAUUUUGCAAAUCUCGAUGCGCCGUACAUUGAUAUGAUCGACAGAGGCGUGACACCGCGAAUGCCGUGGCACGACAUCGGCGCCGUGGUGACAGGAGCGGCGGCCAGGGAUGUGAGCAGGCACUUCAUCCAGCGCUGGAAUGCUGUGAAGCUGGAGAAGGCGAGGGACAAUCCGGCAUAUCCAUACCUGAUACCGAAGAGCUACAGAGAUAUCAAAGUGCAUGAUUCAUUCCUCACAACGGCACUGCAGAAGGUGUCAUGCCAAGUGCUGCGCAGUGUCUCGAGCUGGAGCUGUGGCUUCAUCGAGUCUGAUGUGGAUGAGCAGAGCAUUCACGAUGCCUACAUCGAGACCAUCACGAAUGCCAGGCAUUAUGUGUACAUUGAGAACCAGUUCUUCAUCACGCUAAAUCAGGGCAACACUUUUGUGCGCAACCAGAUCGGCGAGAGUCUGUACAAUAGAAUCCUGCGGGCGCACCGGGAACGCAGUGUGUUCCGGGUGAUCGUGGUGAUGCCUCUGUUGCCGGGAUUCGAGGGUGAUGUGGGCGGCACGACGGGAAACGCUCUGCGAGCAAUCACACAUUGGAACUACGAGUCAAUUUCGCGCGGCAAGAGCUCAAUUCUGCAGCGCCUGCGGGCGGCAGGAGUCGAGGAUCCCAGUCAGUACAUCUCCUUCCACAGUCUGCGCACGCACUCGUUGCUCAACUGCCAGCCCGUGACGGAGCUCAUCUACGUACACUCGAAACUGUUGAUCGCAGACGACAAGGUGGUGAUUUGCGGCUCGGCCAACAUCAACGAUCGCUCAAUGAUCGGCACGCGGGACUCCGAGAUCGCCGUGAUCCUCACGGACGAGGUCUUUGAGGAGGGCAUGAUGAAUGGCAAUAGAGUGAAGGUGGGCGUCUUCGCCAGCAGUCUCAGGAAGUUCCUUUUCCGCGAGCAUCUCGGCCUGAUCGAUCCCGAUCCCGAUCGCAUUCCCAUCGACGUGUCCGAUCCCACGAUCGAUUCCUUCUUCGUCGGCCAGUGGCAGCGAACGUCGCACAGAAACACGAAGAUCUACGAUGAGGUGUUCAGAUGCAUCCCCACUGAUGCUGUGACAACCAUUACCGGCCUGAAGAAGUACGUCGAGGAGCCUUCUCUGGCCAAACUAGAUCCUGGAAGUGCGCUCAAAGAGCUGCAGAGGAUUCAGGGCUUCGUUGUGGAUUUGCCGCUGAAAUUCCUGGAGGAUGAGAUUCUCACGCCGCCCACAGUGAGCAAGGAAGGACUCAUUCCAACUUCCGUGUGGACAUAGUGCAGGAUUCUCUGCAAUUUUAUUCCUACAAAUGAGAUUCGACACUUUCCCAGUUGCUUUUUACAAUGAUUUUACACCGUUUGCUACGUUUUUUUUAUUUAUUAGCACGACGCGCAUGGUUGCAAGAUCAAAAGUAUUGAACGAUGGAUGCCUUCCGUGAAAUCAAAAGUAUUGACAUCAUAUACCGCAUGAAAACUGUUUGCAAUUUAUCCGAUGCCAAAAUGUUAAUAUUUUUAUACAGAAUGACGUUUUUUGUCCAAUAAAGUCUCAAGAGUCGACGUAAAGUGGAAUUUCAAGAUCUCAAGGGAA